CUAUUCGCUAUUUCAACGAGGCUACGGCACAGCUACAUUAGGAGACGUGACACAGUCGCAGCGAUAAAUUAAUUUCUUUGAGGAAGCAAGAAAACCACAAAAGAGCCCGUCUUAUCUUUUUCAAACAUAUAUUAAUUCUAUUCAAUUUCCUCUCGCAUGUCGAAAAAAGGCGAUACCACAAUGACUGCCAAAUUGGAAACCGCCCCCUUUGAUCCACGUUUCCCCAACCAAAACGUGACCCGCUACUGCUACCAGUCCUAUGUGGAUUUCCAUCGUUGCCAGAAGAAGCGUGGCGCCAACUACGAGCCCUGCAAUUACUUCAAGAAGGUCUUCACCUCCAUGUGCCCCCAUGCCUGGGUUGAGAAGUGGAACGAUCAAAUCGAUGGUGGCACCUUCCCCGGCAGAAUUUAAAUUCAUUGUUCUUUAGACUAAUAUGAAAAGAGUUGGCUGGGUGAUGGAGUUUGCCGCUCUCUCACUCAUCCGCUGGCUUGCUAACAUACAUUACCUUUUAAAAAAUAUAUUGUCUGCUGUUUUGUUGUCAACAUCAAUGAAUUGUGAAUUCUACCAAAAAUAAAAACAUUCAAACAAAACAA
Molecule: messenger RNA, 593 nt
Organism: Stomoxys calcitrans (stable fly)
Lineage: Eukaryota; Metazoa; Arthropoda; Insecta; Diptera; Muscidae
Gene: COX6B
Product: cytochrome c oxidase subunit 6B2
Exons: 2
Coding region: 157-411 (84 amino acids)
Cellular component (GO): respiratory chain complex IV; mitochondrion
Source: RefSeq, a predicted model, not a curated record